AUGCUCAGGUGUCCCAAUCCUAAUGAUGAUACAGUGGAGUUGCUGCAAAAUGGUGUUUCUACAUCCAGCCGUUUCUCCUUCGAGAUGUUUAUCUUCACUGCAGACUCCACCAAGGUUUACCUGCACUGUGCUGUUCACCUUUGCCUUCUGACAGACAAUCACUGCUCAGUGCACUGUGACCCUGAACACCACCAUAGAGCGGGCAGAUCUGUGGAUUUCCAUGACAGUACUUCAAUAUCCCUUGGUCCAUUGAUGUGGUCUGACAGUAACAAAGAUACGCCGAUGCCACGCCAAGUGCUAGUAUCCAGGGCUCCAUGUCUGUUGGGUUCUCUGACUAUAUCAGUUAUUUCUCUGAUGAGUCUCCUGAUAUUCUGCUAGGAUAUUUCCACUGACAAUCAACCUAAUGUUUUAACACGUCUAUUCUUAUAUUUUUAUUAUAUCUCUUUCUCGAUGAAUGUGACACUGAUGCCAAACUGUUACAAGCUUUCUAUAAAUGUGACCUUUGGGUGAUUGUUAAAAAUCACAACCUUUAAAAUGUUUUCUAAAUCAAACAGUCUUAUUACUAUUGUGAGGAUAAAGCAUAUUAAAUAAUGAGAUAAAACAAAUCACAAUAAACUGAUUUUCUCUGUGUUUUG
Sinocyclocheilus grahami is the source of this 635-nucleotide messenger RNA. Its product is annotated as pancreatic secretory granule membrane major glycoprotein GP2-like. The record is from RefSeq and is a predicted model, not a curated record. Lineage: Eukaryota; Metazoa; Chordata; Actinopteri; Cypriniformes; Cyprinidae. Bases 1 to 378 code for a protein of 125 amino acids. The transcript has 3 exons.